CCAAAUGUGCAUGAAUGAAAUUUCAGUUCUUGUCAAAAGCUCGAAACGAACGGUUGUGCGCUUCCAAUAGUUAACGCUCGCGUCAACUCAUAAAAGUAUUACUUUCAUCUUUGCUUUUUCCUUUUGGCCAACUUGUGACUUCAGUUCUCAUUGUGUCUAAUGACAAUGCAUGGGUGAAGCUGGUCACAUGCUUCUUUGCACUCCCAUUUGCAAAACAUCUGCACACAGCCUCUAAGCACACGAAUUUCCACGAACAAUAGACUAUUCAAAAACCAUGUGACGAAGCGUUCUUUCGCGCGCGCAAUUUUCUCAAGUGUUGUUGUGAAAAAAAAUACUAAAUUGAAAGAACUUAAAUACAUAUUUUUUUCUCAUACAUCUUAGCAUAGACUUUGAGUGGACUAAUCUUUUGCAAGGAGUACCAUCGAAAUAUUAACAGAGGAAUAUUACUGGAAGAUCAGAUUGUCCUAAAAUUAGACGCCACGACUUUCCCGCAACAAAACUGGGAUAACAGCUGUUGGUGCUGUCUAAAUUCCACAUUUGCACCGCUAACUCGUGAACCGUUUGUAAUCCGACGCGGGAGAGACAAGAGAAGGCACCCGAGAUGUUCAAUCACAAUUGGCUAACGUGGCCAAUUCUAAUUUGGCUGCUGACCUGCUGCUAUUUGCUGGCCUUCACUGAUGGUCAGAGCGAGAAUGCCAUAGGAGCUCACCGCGUGUUUGACAAAACGUCAUUUUCUUGCGCUGGACGCCCUUCAGGUUACUAUGCAGACGUUGAGACUGGAUGCCAGGUGUACCAUAUGUGCGAUGGGUUGGGACGCCAAUUUAGCUAUUCGUGCCCCAAUACGACGCUUUUCCAGCAGCGCAUGCUAAUCUGCGACCAUUGGUAUAUGGUGAAUUGCUCGCGUGCAGAGAGCGACUACGCAGCUAAUUUGCUAAUUGGUCAACGAGACAAGCCGUUUGUGAACGAUGAGGAAAAUAGUUUGCGAACACCCCGCCCUGACCUCUUGGAUCGUCCUUAUGCACCAGACUACUCUGGAGAAUCAUUCAGAAAUCAAUAUGAGCAAUUUCCGGCGAUCCAGAAUCAAAUUCACGAUAGCAAUACUCAUAAGGUUCAGGACAAAUUCAAUGUCGUAACUCAAACGACACCGGGUCAGCAGCACUGGAAAAUACCAUCACCGAGUCGCACUAUACUUCCACCUGCCUACGAAGCACAGAUUUCGGACGUCGGCACUUCGCCAACAAGUGGCGGAAACGUACGUUUCGUGCCCAAAACAACGCAGCCAACACCACCAAACAAAGUAAAGACAACGUUCAAUCAACCAAAAUCUAGUUCAGACUCAGCAACCACUACAGCAGCGCACGGUCAGUCCAUCAAUCGCUUCAACAGUGCUGCACUACACCAGCGAGGUCAAUUGGGAGAACACGAGGACUUGGGUACGAGUCACAGUACUCGUUACAAUACAUCUUCUGAUUUCAACUCUGCUGAGUUGUCGAAUAGUAAAUCGGCGAGUGUUCUAAGUAAGAAUAACUUUAAAAGUACAAUUGCUUCGACAACUCUUACAGUUCCGACCACCCCAGCCACCACGUUUACAUCUACCACAACGAGAUCACCAACGAGUACCACCAAUAGUGUAGUUACGACAAAUUUGCCUUAUAAAUUACCAUCUAAGGUAUACGAGCCGCCAUUCCUUUAUCCAAUUUAUAAUGAGAAUGAUACAGUUAGCACACAAGCGUCACUUCGCACAUCGCCUGCUACACCAUUUACAACUUCGACUGCUUUUAACAAGUAUACAUCCACAACUCCUAUACCACCGCCAAAUCGGCCAACAACUCUAGCGGGCAAACCUUUCACUGCAUCGAACGGCGGUAUCACUACGAAAGCACCCAGUUUCGGUGGACGUAAUCAGAAUAAUUUGAUUCAAACUAGUUUCAGUCAAAGUUCGAAAGAUGUACGCACCCCCACGCCAGCGCAAGGUUUUAAGCCGCCUACACCACGUCCACCUGUGAGCACAACAACAAGCGUCACAAAAGGCUUAGAGAGCUCCCCCUUUGACUAUAGUAUUCCUACUACAAAUCGUCUGCAUUUGCCUACACCUUUCAUAAAUGCGUCGGACACAGCCGGAGCCAAUAACAUCAAACCGCCAGCUAAAGAACUUUUGCCUCCUCACCAAGAGUUUGCGCAACACGACAUUGCAACCACACAGGGACCGCCUAUAUACUAUGAAUGGAAAGUACCGUCAAAUGGUCUUGAACCACCCAAAUUGGAUCCACCAAUCGGUGUGGAUGGACGCGAAUACCCAGAAGCUGUAUUGGAUUACAAUACCAUCAGUGGUGGAAACGAUAACGUGAAUACAGCAGAGCAAAUCACGAAAAUCAAUGGGUUAGCACCAACAAAAGCGCCGGGUGAAAAAAUCCCAAACGCCCGCACCCCCAUCUCACGUUCUAUCAAAGAAACGGGACAGCCAAAUAGUGUACAUCGUAUAAAUGCCGAAAAGCCGAAGCAAACAACCACGACGGUCGUGGCGACAGAUCGCUCCGACACGAUAACCAUCCCAGCUUCGGAUAUCACACAGCUGCGCAAAGACUACUCCGUACCUGAGUAUCUAUUUCCAUUGGAACCGAUUGGUCGCACUGGUUAUUUGUCCACAGACUCGUACAACUCAUUCCGGCUAAAGAUACCAGAACAUGAUGACGAUGUGCCUGAAGACCAUAGACAUUGGUUCGGCGAGAAUCCCAAAUGUCCAGAGUGUCACCCGUCCUUUGUAGUGCCUGGUACUUGCGAACCCUGCAUAAGAAGAUAGAGAGGUGAAACUGCUAAGGCCUCAGAUCCCACAAGCAUUUAGUAUUCACACGAAUUCAAAGUUUAGCACAAUAACAAAUGACGAAUAUCUUCUUUAGUUUCAUUGCUUUGCUCACUUAUUGUACUUUUACAAAUGCAUGCACAGCGCCUAAUUUGUAGCUAAAUUAGAUAUAGAGCGAAGCCAAGAGUAAACAUUAUAAGCAAGUAAUCAUAUGUAUAACAGUAAUUUAUGGUUAUCAAAGUAAAUGUCUGCCAAAAAACAUUGGAUGUACACCGUUACAUACACGCAUGCGGACGGAUGCGCAAU
Zeugodacus cucurbitae (melon fly) is the source of this 3106-nucleotide messenger RNA. It is a transcript of the gene js, whose product is annotated as mucin-2. The transcript is spliced from 7 exons. Gene Ontology annotation, molecular function: chitin binding. The record is from RefSeq and is a predicted model, not a curated record. The coding region runs from base 602 to 2800 and encodes 732 amino acids. NCBI's taxonomy places the organism in Eukaryota, Metazoa, Arthropoda, Insecta, Diptera, Tephritidae. Gene Ontology annotation, cellular component: extracellular region.